AACUCAAAAAUAAAGCUGUAUUGGCUUAACAUCGACCCCUGGUGUCGUGGAGUGUGUCGUUGAAAACACGCUACUGUAGAUACAGAACACGGUCUUAGUGCUGAAGGUUGGCGACCACCAAACACAGAGGCAACUUGUGAAAAACACGAUCAUCCUGAUGCAGAGAGAUGAUAAUUGUCAACUGCUUUAAGCUGAACACAGUACGUUUAUACUGCCGUAUUUAAUGUUGGUGGUACUGAUGGUUCUUGGAGAAACAAAAGUUAUUCGGUGGCCGGUAAACUAAACAAAUUCCAGAACAACUGUUAAGGCUCAAUAAUAUGUAGUUACCAGAUUCGACCACUGGAGGGAGGCCAACAUCUACUUUUCUACCACUUUACGAAUUCCCUCGGUCGCUCUCUCUCUCUCUCUCUCUUCCUCCCCCUUUCUCUCUCUCUCUCUUCCUCCUCUAUCUCACUGUGUGGUGGCACCAUGUCGCUCGUCCUCCCCAUGUCUUCCUACAUGAAACGCACUCGCGUUUAUUCUGUCUCGUCCACAUCCAGGACGCACGGGUCCGUCGCACCACCAGGACCACACGGUGUUCCUGCCCAGACCUUGGUUGACGGACAACUGCUUACGUCAGUGACCGGUUGAACUGGACCAGACCUUCAGAGUCCAAAAACUUUGAACUUGUCCAGUAUGACGAGACCAGGGAGUUUCCUGUGACGCACGGAACUGCGGCGUCGCAGAUUAGUUUGAGGUCCGAUCCAGGUGUGGGACCUGAAACUGCAGUCGAACCGACACCUGCACAAAAAUACUACUGCGAUCCCGAACUAAGAGCUAAAUGGACCGGAACAACGGAGCCACAGGAGACGAUGGCUGACCGGAGGGAAAUCUGUGUUACAUUCGAUUUUUAAUCGGUGUUUUAUUGGGGUGUAUGGAUUCAGACGUGGAUCAGAAACCGGACCCGACUCAGAGAUUCUGUGGGGGGAAUGAUGUGAAAGAGGACCGGAAAUAAUCAGUGAGAGAAAGCACCUGUUCCUGCUGCGGACAAAGGCUUCUGGAAGGAUGUGAGUUUGGAGGCUCAAAGCUGCAACUUCACUCUUGCUUCAGACAGGAAUGUCUGAAGCAGGGACCUGUGUGACUGAACCAUUUGGAAUUGCGCCACCUGUGGCUAAUCCAGCUUCAGCUAAAGGUGAAAAUCCACAGUCUGGCUCAUCCUGAUUUGAACACGCCACCAUUCACAACAUGUUGCUUCUACUGCCACCUGUGUGCUGACUGUGUGACUCCACUGUUACCCCUCUACCCUGCCGCCCAACUCGAAGCAACAUGGCAAAGGGUUCGAAGCCCCUGAUCUUCUCCAGCCACUGUUUGCUUUUUCUGCUGAUGCUGAAGAGCUGCUGGAUGUUCGGCUCAACCUCACAGAAAUCCACAGUUUUGGUGGACUCCCAGCAGCCCUUGCAGGAAUUUGCCCACUCCAUCCGGAUAGACGGAGACAUCAUCCUGGGGGGCUUGUUUCCCGUGCACGCCCGUGGUGAGAGGGGCGCGCCCUGCGGCGAGCUGAAGAAAGAGAAGGGGAUCCACCGGCUGGAGGCCAUGCUGUUCGCCAUUGACCUCAUCAACAAGGACCAGGAGCUGCUGCCCAACAUAACGCUCGGGGCCCGGAUUCUGGACACGUGUUCACGUGACACCUACGCUCUGGAGCAGUCGCUCACCUUCGUCCAAGCGCUCAUCGAGAGGGAUGGAUCCGACGUGCGAUGUGCCAACGGUGACCCGCCCAUUUUGGCCAAACCUGAUAAAGUGGUGGCGGUCAUUGGUGCAUCGGCCAGUUCUGUGUCAAUCAUGGUGGCCAACAUCCUGCGGCUGUUCAAGAUCCCUCAGGUCAGUUACGCCUCGACCGCCCCGGAGCUCAGCGACAACACCCGCUACGACUUCUUCUCCCGCGUGGUCCCUCCAGACUCCUACCAAGCUCAGGCCAUGCUGGACAUCGUGAUGGCAAUGGGCUGGAACUACGUGUCCACGCUGGCGUCUGAGGGAAACUACGGUGAGAGCGGCGUGGAGGCCUUCGUCCAGAUCUCCAGGGAGUCGGGUGGCGUCUGCAUCGCACAGUCUCUUAAGAUUCCUCGAGAACCGAGGCCCGGUGAGUUCGACAAGAUCGUUCUCCGCCUGGUUGAGACACCCAACGCCAGAGCUGUGAUCAUGUUUGCCAACGAGGAUGACAUCAGGCGAGUCCUAGAUGCGGCAAAACGCAACAACCUAACAGGCCACUUCCUCUGGGUGGGGUCGGACAGCUGGGGCUCAAAGAUCUCUCCGGUGGUCCAACAGGAGCACGUGGCUGAAGGCGCCGUCACCAUCCUCCCCAAGAGAACCUCCGUGGACGCUUUCGACCGUUACUUCAAGAGCCGCUCUUUGUCCAACAACCGCAGAAACGUCUGGUUUGCUGAAUUCUGGGAGGAGAACUUUGGCUGUAAGCUGGGGAUGCACGGGAAACGACCAGGGAGCCCCAAGAAGUGCACAGGGUUGGAGAAAGUCGGCCGUGACUCCACCUACGAGCAGGAGGGGAAGGUGCAGUUUGUCAUGGACGCCGUGUACGCCGUGGCCCACGCGCUACAUCACAUGCACCGUGAGCUCUGUGCCGGGAACCCCGGACUGUGUCCCCGUAUGGCCAACAUCGACGGCAAAGACCUGCUGGCCUACGUCCGUUCCGUUAACUUCAACGGAAGUGCAGGAACUCCAGUCAUCUUUAACGAGAACGGCGACGCCCCCGGGCGCUACGACAUCUUCCAGUAUCAGAUAAACAACAGGUCGACGGCCGAGUACAAGGUCAUUGGACAAUGGACCAAUCAGCUGCAUCUCUAUAUGGAGGCGCUGCAGUGGAACACCGACAGCACCUCCGUACCGUCCUCCGUCUGCAGUCUUCCCUGUACGACGGGCGAGAGGAAGAAGGUGGUCAAAGGUGUGCCUUGCUGUUGGCACUGUGAGCGCUGUGAGGGCUACCACUUCCAGGCCACCGAGUUCACAUGUGAGCUGUGCCCUUAUGAGAUGAGACCGGACCAGAACCGUACCGGCUGCCAGCCUAUUCCUAUCAUCAAGCUGGAGUGGCACUCGCCCUGGGCUCUGGUGCCUGUCUUCAUCUCCGUCCUGGGUAUUAUUGCCACCACCUUUGUCAUUGUCACUUUCGUGCGUUACCACGACACCCCGAUCGUGCGCGCCUCUGGGCGGGAGAUGAGCUACGUUCUGUUGACAGGUAUCUUCCUGUGUUACAUCGUCACCUUCCCCAUGAUCGCCGCGCCCGACAUCGUGGUCUGCUCUUUCCGACGCAUUUUCCUCGGCCUGGGCAUGUGCUUCAGCUACGCCGCGCUGCUCACCAAGACCAACCGCAUCCACCGCAUCUUCGAGCAGGGCAAGAAGGCAGUGACGGCACCGCGCUUCAUCUCACCUGCAUCCCAACUGGUCAUCACCUUCUCACUCAUCUGCGUUCAGCUGCUGGGUGUCUUCAUGUGGUUCACCGUCGACCCCCCACACACCUUCAUCGAUUAUGGAGAGCAGCGUACGCAGGAUCCUGAGAAUGCCAGGGGCGUGUUAAAGUGUGACAUCUCUGACCUGUCGCUCAUCUGCUCUCUGGGAUACAGCAUCCUCCUGAUGGUCACAUGCACUGUUUACGCCAUCAAAACACGAGGCGUGCCAGAGACCUUUAACGAAGCCAAACCCAUUGGAUUUACCAUGUACACCACCUGCAUCAUCUGGCUGGCCUUCAUCCCCAUCUUCUUUGGGACUGCACAGUCCGCCGAGAGGAUGUACAUCCAGACGGCCACGUUGACCGUCUCCCUCAGCCUCAGCGCCUCCGUCUCUCUGGGAAUGCUCUACAUGCCAAAGGUCUACAUGAUUAUCUUUCAUCCUGAGCAGAACGUUCCCAAACACAAGCGCAGCUUCAAGGCCAUCGUCACCGCCGCCACAAUGACCAGCAAGCUGUCGCAGUUGGCAGCCGAGCGACCCAACGGCGAGGUGAAGACGGAGCUGUGUGAGGGCGUGGAGGCCGCUGUGCCACCAGCAAAAACAACCUACGUCAGCUACACAAACCACGCCAUGUGAGGGCGCACACCCCCUGAACGAGGCCUUCCUAAACAGGAAGUCAGGUGCUUUGACAAACUGAGCAACGGAGCGACAAAGUAAAUGAACCAAAAAAAAACUGGUUGGAUCUUGAGCAGCACUCAAACCUUCAAACACUAAACAAACACAAUCAUUUGAAGAGGCCAUGAAGAAGAAGAAGAAGAAGAAGAAGAAGAGGAAAACAACAGGUAACGUUGAAAACUUGAAAGGUAAAAAAAAAAAAAA
Messenger RNA from Cynoglossus semilaevis (tongue sole), 4311 nucleotides. RefSeq names its product metabotropic glutamate receptor 8-like. The coding region runs from base 1306 to 4068 and encodes 920 amino acids. Lineage: Eukaryota; Metazoa; Chordata; Actinopteri; Pleuronectiformes; Cynoglossidae. Gene Ontology annotation, biological process: G protein-coupled receptor signaling pathway. The transcript is spliced from 11 exons. Gene Ontology annotation, cellular component: membrane. The record is from RefSeq and is a predicted model, not a curated record. Gene Ontology annotation, molecular function: G protein-coupled receptor activity.